Messenger RNA from Pollicipes pollicipes, 426 nucleotides. Its product is annotated as calmodulin-like. Gene Ontology annotation, molecular function: calcium ion binding. The record is from RefSeq and is a predicted model, not a curated record. NCBI's taxonomy places the organism in Eukaryota, Metazoa, Arthropoda, Thecostraca, Pollicipedomorpha, Pollicipedidae. The transcript has 4 exons. Bases 58 to 291 code for a protein of 77 amino acids.
GGACUGAUCACGUUCGAGGAUUUCUUGUGCGCCUUGACCUAUGCCCGAAAGGAGAACAUGGUGAAGACGGCCCACGAGCGUGAAGUCACGCUCAGGCAGACUUUCCAGAUCUUCGACCGUCAGAACUUUGGCACCAUCAGCCCCAAGGACAUCUGGAACGUUCUCAAAAGUCUGGGAAAGAACAUCUCGCUGGAGGAAAUCGAGGAGAUCGUGGAGGAGAUUGACGAGGAUGGCGACAGCCGCAUCUCCUACCCGGAGUUCAAGCAGGUUGUCCUGGCUGGCGGCGCGUAACAACACCGGCCGCUGACAGCGCCGGAACCUGCCCGGACCGGCCCACCCGCCGGACCCGAAUGGCAUCGACCGACAACGCUCCCACCGCCGACCUGACCGGCACUUCCCCCCCCCCCCCCCGCCUCGAGCACGCCG